CUCUGUGCUGCCCAUAUGUCAAAGUCUUUGUGCUUUUCAAGACAGCGAGGCGACAGAAGGAAAAAAACAGCUGGAUCCGAGGAUUCCUGCUAGCGGCUCCGCUAGCUCUCUCAUCCCCUCAGACCAGCUUCUUCUCCUCGGCCUUGACUUCGACAAGCUGGUUGUGAGGCUGAUGAUGUGGUGUGAAGAUGGAGGCUCCUGAAUACCUGGACCUGGAUGAGAUCGACUUCUCUGAUGAUUCAGUGUAUUCUGUGACGUCCCUGAAGAGCAUCCCAGAGCUGUCCAGGAGGAGCGAUGGUCAGGCCGAGGAGAGACCAGCUCCAGCCAUCAACUGGAGUCGUGGCGUUUCCUCCCACAGCGGCGGGGGAAUCAAACCCACGGGACUCGCUGAGGUCCACAGUAAGUUCCGGCCAGUGAAGAGGGUCUCCCCUCUCAAACACCAACCGGAGACGACCGACUCGGACUCGGAUGGGAAAGUCCAGGGUCAGGGGCUGGGUCUGGGUCUGGGGGAGCCGGGGGAGGGCAGCAAAGAUGACCCCAGCUCCGACAAGACGACUCAUGCCUCCACCUCCUCCGACAGGCCGGGGGGGAAGGUGAAGGGCCUGGGCGGCAGCGUCGGAGGCGACAACCCUCAGGCGCUGUUCGGAGAGCUGGAGCACUAUGACCUGGACAUGGACGAGAUCCUGGACGUGCCUUACAUCAAGUCCAGUCAGCAGAUGUCCACGCUGCCUCGCGUCCCCCACGACAAGCGCUCGGUGACAGGGAGCAACCUGGGCGGGGGCACGCUGGAGAGGAACCGGGGAGGAGGACUGAAGAGCUCCUCUUUAUCCCACAACGAGCCUCUGAGCCUGGGAAGCAGCAGCUCACAGACUCAGUACUGUGUUCUGUCCCCGGUGAAGUGGUCGGACCUGAGGAAGUCCAAGUCGAUGGAUCCAGACCUGCACCACCUACACCGCUCCCCGGCUGGAGGAGGUUACCAGCCGGAGCUGCUCUCCUCUGGACUCCUCAGCUGCUCGUCCUCCCUCUCUUCUUUCUCUGAUGCAGACAAGCUGCUGUCUGCGCGGGUCUACCCAGACACCCAGACCCAGAGGCCGAGUGUGGAGCCUCCAGGGGGCCCGGGGCUGAUGUUCCCCCUGCCAGGGUGCAGCGUGGGCAGGCAGGAUGGCUCUAAGCCCUGGGCUCCUGGACCAGGAGGAGGAGGAGGUGCAGGAGGAGGUGGUGGGCCCAGGGGGUUUGGAGGAGGUGGAGGAGCGGGAGCAGAGGUGGAUGAGGAGACCAAGAAAAACCAGAACAUCAUCAACAUCGUCAGAGAGGGACAGAUCUCACUGCUGCCUCACCUGGCAGCAGACAACCUGGAGCUGAUCAGAGACGAGGACGGGAACAACCUGCUGCACAUCUCGGCCUCUCAGGGUCACGCUGACUGUCUGCAGCACCUCACCUCUCUGAUGGGAGAGGACGGCCUCAACGAGCGCAACAACCAGCAGCUCACCCCUGCAGGCCUGGGGGUCAAGAACGGUCAUCUGGAGUGUGUGAGGUGGAUGGUGAGUGAAACCGAGGCCAUCGCAGAGCUGAGCUGCACCAGAGAACAUCCCAGUCUGAUCCACUAUGCUGCCCGCUAUGGACAGGAGAAGGUCUUGUUGUGGUUACUUCAGUUCAUGCAGGAACAGGCGAUCUCUCUGGACGAAGUCGACCAGAAUGGAAACACCGCCGUCCAUGUAGCAGCUCAGUACGGACACCUCACCUGUAUACAGACUCUGGUGGAGUACGGCUCCAACGUGACCGUCCAGAACCAGCAGGGGGAGCGGUCCUCCCAGAGCGCCGAGCGGCAGGGACACACUACCUGCGCUCGAUACCUGGUCGUGGUGGAGACCUGCAUGUCGUUGGCCUCGCAGGUUGUUAAACUCACCAAACAGCUCAAUGAACAGGCAACAGAGAGGAUAGCUCUACAGAAACAACUGCAGAGACUGAUGGACCCCAACAAAGCAGAGGGGACGCCCUCCAGAUCACCCAGCUCCCAUCAGCCCUCAGUGGAGGCGUGGCCAGAGAUGAUGUUGACAGCGGAGGGGACUCCGGGUGACGGUCAUUGGUUGGUUCGUCAGGGAGGGGUGGGUCAAGACUCGGUGCUCCGGCAGCUGCUGGGGAAGGACGUGUCCGACACGCUGUGCCCCAGGGAGAGGCUGCCUCCAGCAGGUGGCCUCAGCAGAGAGGGCCCCUGUGGCCCUGGGGCCCCUGGGGGCCGCAGGACGGGGCUGGUGGAGAGGAGAGAGCUCAAACUAGCGAGACUGAAACAGAUCAUGCAGCGCUCUCUCAGUGAAUCCGAUUCAGAUGGGUACCCACCAGAGGAAGGUAAAAAUCAAGGAGCCCAGCCCUCAACCGCUCUGCGACCUGAUAGGCCGUCCCACCUGCCAAUCACAGAGGAGGAGCCGGUGUCAAAUCACCUUCAUUUGAUGAUGAGGAAGCACCUUCCCUCCUCCUCCUCCUCCUCCUCCUCAGCUGAGAGGAAGCAGACGUUUUCUCUCACUGGGUCAAAGUCAGUCGACAGCAUCGGUUACAACCCGUCUCCCACCUCCAGCGACCCCGACGCCACAGACGGAAAAACACCAGACGCCUCCAGCGAUCUCCACGACGCCGCCAACGGCCAGAAGGUUGCCACCAGCCCUAAGAGUGCCCUGAAGUCUCCCUCAUCUCGCAGGAAGACCUCCCAGAACCUCAAACUGAGGGUCACCUUCGACGAGCAGGUCCACAAGAGCUCCACUCAGGAGGCAGAGCCGACCAAAGGGCAUCAUGGGAAGGAGAGGACUCCAACAGGAAGCUCUGAAAGCAAACGGCCGUUUGGGACGUUCCGCUCUAUCAUGGAGACGCUGAGUGGAAACACAAAUCACAACAACAACAACAACAGCAGUGGUGGUCAGUCAGGCUCUGCUGUCAAACUGCCCACCUGUCAAAACUCACCUGGCAGGAAGUCAGAGAGUAAGAGCAGCCCAGGAGGAGCCAAGGGCAAGAGCAAAACCAGUAACGUUUAACCAGCCAGUGCCUACUGAAGAGCAGAGAGCACAUAAUGAACGAACCACGAUCGAGAGCAAACAGCAGGAGGCAGUGAACAUGGGAAAUUUCCAGUCAUAAACCUGAUCUCCAUAUUUUCAUGUUUAGAAUCGGACCUCCUCCUCUGAGUGUCAGAAACACAUCACUGCUGCUGCUGGAAUAAACAGAGCUUACUUUUCUGAGCGGUGGCAGUGACGUCUCUGAUGUUCAUCGAGGAUAAACCUCUAUAAAUGCUCUUAGAAAUUAUACUUCAUGCUAAAUCAUGAGUGAGAUUUCAAACGAUCAACCAUCUUUGGUCAUUUGAAGAUAAGACUAAAGAAGAAACAAGCUACAGCUUGUUUGUUUGGUCCAAACAACAGUGGUGGAAAAGCUGACUCUGCUUAAUUUGUGUGUUUGCUUUGGAUACAGUCACAUCAUCUGGUUACAAGUGGACCAGGUCUCGUAAAUGAGCAGUUUGUUUAUUGGACAGAGUGUUUAUAACCUGUCAUCCUGCCAGUUUAUACAGGAGACUUCAUUUGUUUGCUCACAGUAAAAUAGUAAAAGUCACUUUGCAUAACUACUCAUCCUUUAAGACCGCACACACACUGACAAUAAAAACUGUUUGUUUGAUUCUAGGUUUAAAAAAAAUCUAAUCCAUCAGUGACUAUAAAUUUGUCCAUAAUCCCUAGUUCACAUCACCACCACAGUUAUAGUAAGUAUAUACUAAACAGUCAGUCAGUGAAUCAUUAAAAAAAACUUAACUCAUGGUCCACUUACCAACUCUUUCUGGAGCUUUAACAGGAUCUCAUGGUUUUCAUCAGGGGUCAGCUCCAGAAAAACACAGUGAAUCAACUCAAAUAUGAACUUUACACUCCUAAAGAAUAUUCAGUCAGUUUAAUGUCCGUGAUAACAAACUGAAUUUCCACUCACUACUUCUCUUCUGUCAGUUAACAUAAAGUUUCUCAUGUUCUUUGCCUCAAACGUUUGACUCUUGACAGUUUUAACGAGUGAAAGACACAAAGUGAAACUGUCUGAGCUCUGUGAGUCGCUUAUUUUGUUCAAAUGUAUUCAAUGAUGUUAUUCAGAGACAGGAGUCACUGCAAAGUGACUGAGAAGAACCUGUGUGUUUAACAAGCCUGAAGGAUGUGUUUUUAUGGACAGACUGAAUUAAGACUGAGUAUUAAUCAGUGUCCUGCAGAAACCUCACAUCUCCAUGAUACAGUUUAUUAUGCAUUUUUAGUUUUUUCACAUUGAAUUAGAUUUUGUUUCUGUUCACAAAACCUUCAGAGUUCAGUCGUCCACUAAAACGAACCAAAACUAUCUGGAGGUUAAAGGUUUCUGUUUCUCUGCCACUCUGUUACUGUACUCUGAACUACACUAAAGAUGAACUCAUGAAUUAUUAGUAUUUAUGUUUAUGCACACAGUUAUAUGAUUUGAUUUUUUUUAAAAAUGUGGUUAUAAUCAUGCACGUGGUUAACGUGCACCAGCACAACAAAUAGUUUUAAAACCACUGUAUAUAUACUGUAGUAGUAUUUAAUUUGUUUGUUUUUACAUUAUAUUCCACACUUUUUUUAUUUCCAGUGUUAUUAUCUAUGCAGUAUUUUUGGCAUGAAGUAGACGUUAGUUGUGUGAUGUGUUUUUGAGACGGGGAGGUUUAAGGAUGCACCUUCUACAGCGGCCAACACACAGGCCGAUUAUAUGAACUUUAAGAGAGAGAUGAAGUUGAAACAGAAGUUGAAACUUGUCAUUCCAUUGUAGAGAUUUUACGCAGCUUUCAUGAGAUUGUGAACAUUGACAAACUGACUCAAAGCGUGAAACUUGGAGAACUGAGGCAGUAAUCUGAUGCUCUGAUUAGGUGUUUGAAUUUCUGUGUAGCAAUAUGUGGUGUAUGCUUUGAAAUAUAGCAAACAGCAUGAACAUAUGUAGCAGGAUGGCACCACAUCUGCUGCAUGUGUCAUCAAUGGCAUCACUGAAAGGAGACAGAGAUUUAAUUAGGCUGUCUCCACCUGUUAGUACCACAGAAGGAAAAAACAUUCAGAAAGUAAUAAUUUGGUACUUAGUGAGACACUAUGGACUGCUGAAUGUUUGAUUUAUAUUUCCAAUACCAAUAAUUUUAGUUUAGAAAUACUACUGUUUAAUGGCUGAGAUCCCCUUUGCUCCCUUCUGUAUUUUUCUGAACCUUUGGUGGUGAACAGAGACACUAAAGCCUCACUAGCAGCCCCGAGUGGCUGCAGUGGUUAUUACAACUCACCAUACACUAGGGUUUUUUCCAGUGGAUGGCGCUAGAGGAAAAGUCAGGGUGUUAACUAAAAUUACUAGGAAUUAUCCAACAUUAAUAUUCAAGUCUAAUAUAAUGGAAGUCUGGCCAGAAGUCGUCUCUUUGGUCCAAAGUGUUGGAUGGACCAAUGCCAUUAAAAUCCUAAAAGAACAUGUUUAACAUUUUGGGAAGUUUUCUGUAUUCUAGAGUCUGAUGAAGAGUUUGAUUCGUAUCGUGUGUUUCGUGUACGUUAACCUCUGUGACUUGUUUUAAACCAAACCAAAGACUGGUAGCAAACUGUACAAACUGUCUUAGUGUUCCUUGAAGUCACACCCACUAAUGAGGCAAUAAUCUCCUCCUGCUUCUCAUUUUAGUUUUGUCGAGUGUCACAUUACAGCCUCAGCUCUCUGGUCUGUAGCUUUGGGAGAAACUGGAUCAUAUCUGUCAUGUUUCUGAGGCAUGUUUACAUUAAUACAAAUCCUGUUACUGGUCUGACGCAGCAGAAUAUUUCUAAUCCAACCUUGUCAUCAGUUUGUACAGUCUUUCUUUGACAUUCCUGUGUGUGGUGAGUUCAUGAAUCUGCAGUUUGGAUCAGUGAGAUUCUGCUGUUGCAGUCUUCUCACAUCUAGUUUACAGUGACCUUUCUCCAGUUUACCUUCUUUAGGUUUACACACUCUUUGUGUAGCUGUUGUCAUUCUUGAGUCUGGUCGGCAGGUGAUGGUGGUGGCAGUGCAGCCCAGGAGGAUUUACCCGCAUCUAGUCCACUAGUUCUGAUUUGUUAAAGGAACAGUCCAACAUUUUAGAGCCUUCCCCUGCUGCAGAGGUCUGGACACAAGGACGUCAGUGAGGUCUGACACUGAUGGUGGCUGAUUGUGGCUCACAGUCGGUGUUCUAGUUCAUCCCAGAAGGGUUCAGGACUCUGUGCAGACCUGUCAACAUCCUCCACACCAUUUAUCUAACAGGCUUUAUUCAUAGGGGAUUGUCAUGUUAAAACAGAAACACUGAAGAAUGCAGUUGUCUAAAAUAUUGUAUGCUUCAGUGUUCCUUCAUUGGAACUAAAUACCGUGCAGAUUGACCCAGGUUUGAUUCCCACAUUGGUCACCCCUGCCUGCUUCUAGAUUUGGGCCAAAUCUCUACCAGGUUUUCUGUUGGUAUGAGGUUUAUCUUAGGGUGGGGGUGUUUCACCUGAUUAUUCACCCAAUUUAAUAAUCAUCUGACUGUUGGACAAUCAGCUGGAUUUCUGUCUGAAAUUUUGACCAUCUGCAGUUUGAGCAGUUCCAUGGUCCAGUUUCAGUUAUUAACUGUUGUGAGCGUGCUUUGAUAUUAUUGGAGAGGUAUUUUACAUGUUGCAGAUCUUUGUAGUUUGGAUUGAGACUAAUAGAAAUAAUAGAGAUCAGAUUGUCCACAUCUUCCAGCCAUCUGCAGCUCCAUAUUCUUCUGUUACUUUGGUUGAAUCGCAGAAAGUGAUGAUUCCUCUCCCUUUCUUUGUCAGAAGUGUUUUUUGUAUGUUUCAGCUGAAAAAAGAGGGUGAUCAAAACUUGUAGAGUAAGUUAAUGUAGCAUACAUUAUUGAUAAAAUUAAACAUUGUCUCUUCAGUUGUAAGAGCUUAGUCCAAAUCAGGGGAAACAGCCUAAGAAAAUGUUGGACUGUUCCUUUAGUAACUGGGCCUUAACGGACUCAGAGAGCUGGGUGGAAAGAAAUCAUGUGGGCAUGAUUUAUCAAGUUAAUACUUCACCCUAGUUUUAAGUCUUCCAUUUUUACUUCACUCCCAGCUGAUGUGAGGGAUUGGUACUAACUGGUACCAAGUUAAAUUCCAGUGAUUACAGUAAGCACUUUGGAAAACAUGUAUAUAUAGCAACAGCAAGCAAAUGAACAAUGGCCGAAUAUGGUUUUAAGUUUGGCAACACUUUAUUUUAUGGCUGAAAUGUUUCCUAUAAGUCCCUAGUAGUUUCUGAGGAUAUUUCCUGUAAAGAUCUGUGUAAUUUGAAUAAAAUAUAAACAGUAUUCAGGUGGAUAACUUCCAGUUAAUUCAUUUCUUUUGCUAAGGUGUAACCUCAGUAACAGAAAGUCGUAACUGAAACGUUAAGGAGGUUUUUCACAUUCAUUUAGCAGGUCUGCAUUGUCUCAAAAUAUUGCUCAUUGUCAAACAAUCAGUGUUGUGUCUGUGGGGUUGAAUGUGUUGAUGAGGUUGUUUUUGAGAAGCAGUUUAUUUUUAUUAGAAGUGUCUUCAUCAUACCCACGCCUUCAGGACGAAGGAGAGGAGCUCGACGUUAACGUGGUGUCGUUCACACAGGAGACAAACUGAAUUGUACCUGUUUGACCUGUUGUAUUUUUAAUGAACUGUUCAGAUGGACAGUGUCGCUGCAUCGACUCAGAUGUUUACUCAAUGCAAAAAAAAAUGAAUGAAAUGAGACACAAUAUCAGUGAAUGUUGGAAGAGUUUGUUGUGUUUUUUUUACUAACCAGCGUGUACAGAGACAGACGACUGCUUUUCUGUCCUGUAAUUUAAACUGUUGUGAAGGUUUGAAGACAAACUGAAAUAAACCGUUUCCUUAUUUCUGGA
Molecule: messenger RNA, 7840 nt
Organism: Lates calcarifer (barramundi perch)
Lineage: Eukaryota; Metazoa; Chordata; Actinopteri; Centropomidae
Gene: sncaip
Product: synuclein, alpha interacting protein
Exons: 12
Coding region: 189-3023 (944 amino acids)
Molecular function (GO): ubiquitin protein ligase binding
Source: RefSeq, a predicted model, not a curated record